Fundulus heteroclitus (mummichog) is the source of this 2516-nucleotide messenger RNA. RefSeq names its product diacylglycerol O-acyltransferase 1. The record is from RefSeq and is a predicted model, not a curated record. Gene Ontology annotation, biological process: triglyceride biosynthetic process. The coding region runs from base 210 to 1727 and encodes 505 amino acids. Lineage: Eukaryota; Metazoa; Chordata; Actinopteri; Cyprinodontiformes; Fundulidae. The transcript has 17 exons. Gene Ontology annotation, cellular component: endoplasmic reticulum membrane. Gene Ontology annotation, molecular function: diacylglycerol O-acyltransferase activity.
UCAACUCCGUGGAAAUGUGAGCCCUGGCUGGGUGGAUUGCUUUUUUUUUUUUCUCCCUGCUCUCACUUCCUCCUUCACUACUACAGCCUGCCUGUUUGUUACUGUAUCAAUAAGCGGCUGGGUAUGCCCUGAAGCGACGCGUCGAGAAAGAAGAGUGGAACUGGUACCGACCCAAAGACAAAGUUUUACUAUUUUUAUUUCGGGUCAUUAUGAGCGACUUGGAUGUAAACGGGGCUCUGACCCGCAGAAGAAGGGCGACCCUCGCAACGGAGCGCACUGCGAAGGUGCGGCCGGUGAACGGAGCUUCUGCAGCGGGCACUGCGAGCUUAGGGACCGCCGACUUCAGCCUCCACGAUGGACUGAGGCAACGCGAGCGGUCGCUGGAGCGGCCCACUGCAAAGAGCGAGAAAAAGAAACGCAGGAGCGAAAUGGGCGACCGACUGAGCUGUCACAAGGCUCAGGAGUCGCUUCUGAGUUCAGCCAGCGGUUAUAGUAAUUACAGAGGGGUCCUCAACUGGUGUGUGGUAAUGCUGGUCCUGAGUAAUGCACGCCUCUUCUUAGAAAACAUUUUAAAGUAUGGUAUUCUUGUGGACCCCAUUCAAGUGGUUUCCUUGUUUCUGAAAGACCCCUACAGCUGGCCCGCUGCGUGCCUGGUAAUUGUGUCCAACGUGUUCAUUGUUGUGGCUCUCUACACUGAAAGGCAGCUGUCGAAGGGUUCAUUUAGUGAAUUUGCUGGAUUUCUGAUCCAUUGCAUUAACUUGUCAACCCUGCUAACAUUUCCUGCUGCUGUGGUGCUGGUGGUUCGCUCUAUGACUCCAGUUGGCGGCGUGUUUGCACUCGGCAUUUACACAAUCCUCUUCUUGAAGCUGUAUUCGUAUAAGGACGUGAACCUGUGGUGCAGGGAGCUGAGCGCCAUCAAGGCCAAGAAACUGUCCAGGUCAAUGUCUUGUCCUACAGCACAGCACUUUAAAGCAGGCGAGCAAAAAGUUUGUUACCCUGGCAACCUUACAAUUAAAGAUAUGUACUACUUUGUCUUUGCGCCUACUCUGUGUUACGAGCUCAACUUCCCUCGUUCUCCAAAAAUACGCAUUCAAUUCCUGCUGAGGAGGCUGUGUGAGAUGCUGUUUUUCACCCAGGUUUUAGUUGGGCUCACCCAGCAGUGGAUGAUCCCCAUCAUUCAAAGCUCAAUGAAACCACUUGAAGACAUGGAUCUGUCCCGGAUGACUGAGAGACUUCUACGAUUAGCUGUCCCGAAUCACUUGUUAUGGCUGAUGUUUUUCUACUGGUUCUUCCAUUCAUCUAUGAAUUUCUCAGCCGAGCUGCUGCGCUUCGGAGACAGACAGUUUUACAAGGACUGGUGGAAUUCUGAGACGGUGACUUAUUUCUGGCAGAACUGGAACAUCCCUGUACACAAGUGGUGUCUGCGUCAUUUCUACAAGCCUCUGCUGAGGAAAGGAUUCAGUAAAAAAGUCAGCCAAUCAGCUGUCUUCUUCCUGUCAGCGUUCUUCCAUGAGUACCUGGUGAGUGUUCCUCUCAGGAUGUUCAGACUGUGGGCUUUCACGGGCAUGAUGGCACAGCUUCCAUUAGCCUGGUUCGUUGGCCACUUCCUGCGAGGUAACUAUGGCAACGCUGCAGUGUGGAUGUCCAUCAUCAUCGGCCAGCCGUUCGCUGUCUUGAUGUACGUCCACGACUACUACGUAAUGCACUACAGGAGCGAAGCAGAAUAAUGCGCACAACAAUCUGUGCAGCUGGGACCUUGUUUUCCUUCCUCUGCCUCUCAUGUAUGAAUAAACACAAACAGCACUAACAUAAAGCCAGUUACAGGUAUCACACUCUACACCUCAGGACUAUCUCAUUAGAUUUCCUAUGAUCCUCUCAUGUUUACAUAAAACUUCUCACAGGACAAAACAUUUGAUCAAAAUAUAAUAAUUCUGAAGUACAUCUCUAACUAUAGGAGGGCAAUAGAGAAACUGCUGACUGCAGCUUUAUACUCAGGUGAACAGUACACUAGUGUCUUAUUACAAUGUAUGAUUGUGAGUCUUGAUUAUAAACUCCUGUGAAUGCAGAACUUAUUUUUCAAUGCAAGAAAAUAGGCUUUUGUUCAGUUCUUUCUAUAUGUUAGCCUCUGACUUUGUGAAUGGAUGGUAUAAUAUAUCAUCAUAUGAUUGCAUAACAUGAUUGUGUUAUUGCAAGUCUAGAUGAAAUUACUUUCGUCAGUUUUUUAAGUCAAAGUGACCGUAAUACAUGCUUAAAAUGUAAUGAGGAAUGAUUGUAUUGUGGGAAGAUAUUGUUUUUGUUUUGUUUAAGGAUUUUUUUUUUUUGCUCCUGUAAGUUCAGAAUUACGGUAGGCUGGUGUGAUAUCUUUGAUGUUUUACCUAAAGUGCCAUCUGAAAGCAGAUUCAGUUAUUGCAAUAAUAGUAUAUAUUAAUCUUUUUGAACUAUUGCAAAUAACUGUCAUAUUUUUUUAAAACAAUGUGAUAUAAAAUAAAUGUCUAAAGAAACUGGAGUGAAAAUGA